AUGAAUGUGUGCACUGAGUUUGUGAGGGGAGUGUGCCGCAUUGGCAUGACACAUGGAAAGAAAGCUGACCAUAGUCAUCAGCAUCUACAUUUGGGAUAUGCUAAACCUCUCAUUGGGCCAGAUUCAGGUUCUGACUUGGGCUCUGUGGUGGGCUGUGAUCAGAGGUGGGACAGGGAGGAGGAUCUGGAUCAGAACCAGCUGCUUGUAGAGCACACAGAUGAGGGCUAUUAUGAGGAGUUAAUUAGGCCAAAAAAAUUGUUCAGUUCAGUGAAGGCCUCCAGGAAUCACCAAGAGCUCCACCGUGAGCUCCUUAUCACCUACAAAUGAGGAUUCGUGGUGGAGGAGAAGCCAGAGCUGCAGAAAUUUCUAGACAAGAGAAACAAAGCUCAAGCUCUGAGACACGUGCAGGAAAGAGCUCCUCUGGACCAGGAACUGCAGUGGAGGCAACAGACCAGUUCCCAGCUAGAGAGAGGAAUGGAAGAGAUGAGAGAAAAGCAGAAGGUAGUGGCUGAGUUCAUCAGAGUCAAGGAGAGUUUGAAGGGGACAGUGGUGCCAAACGCUUUGGAGAAGGAGCUAUAG
Electrophorus electricus (electric eel) is the source of this 579-nucleotide messenger RNA. NCBI's taxonomy places the organism in Eukaryota, Metazoa, Chordata, Actinopteri, Gymnotiformes, Gymnotidae. The record is from RefSeq and is a predicted model, not a curated record.